UCAAUUCGGAUCCAAUCCUCUCUCUCUCUCUCCCCCCACUUCUCCCGUUGAGCUCGCGCCGCGGCGACGCCGUCUUGCCCAUGGCGUCCGCCUCCGCCUCCGCCGGUGGCGGCGGCGGCGGCGGCGAGACGCCGCUGGUCGACCGCUGCAUCGACGCGGCGGCGGGCGGGGCCGCCACCGUGGAGGCGUGGCGCCGCCAGCGCCGCUCCCUGGAGCGCCUCCCCGCGCAGCUCGCCGACGCGCUCCUCCGCCGCCUCGCCGCCCGCCGCCUCCUCUUCCCUUCCCUCCUCGAGGUUUUCCAGCACUCGGUGGAGGAGAUCGAUCUGAGCGGUCACAUCGCCGUCGACGCGGAGUGGCUGGCUUACCUAGGAGCAUUCCGGUAUCUGAGGGUUCUGAAGCUUGCGGAUUGCAAGAACGUCAACAGUUCUGCGGUCUGGGCGCUCUCCGGUAUGCGUACGUUGAAAGAGUUGGAUUUGUCAAGGUGCUCCAAGAUCUCUGAUGCUGGCAUCAAACAUAUCGCUUCCAUUGAAAGCUUGGAGAAGCUACAUGUUUCGCAAACCGGGUUGACUGACAAUGGAGUUAUGGCCAUUUCGUCGCUGAUAAACUUACGUUUAUUAGAUUUGGGGGGAGUUCGUUUCACAGACAAAGCACUACGGUCUUUACAGGUAUUGACACAGCUCGAGCACCUUGAUAUAUGGGGCAGUGAAAUUACCAAUGAGGGAGCUUCUGUCCUUAUUGCAUUUACAUCUUUGAGCUUCUUGAAUAUUUCUUGGACACGUGUGACAUGCUUACCAAUUCUUCCGACCUUGAGGUGUCUAAAUAUGAGCAACUGCACAAUUCAUUCUAUUUGCAAUGGGGAAUUCCAAGUUCUUAUUCAUCUGGAAAAGUUGAUUAUCUCCGCAGCAUCAUUUGGCAACAUUGAUGAAGUUUUUUCAAGCAUCCUACCAAGUUCACUGACAUACUUGGAUAUGUCAAGUUGCUCUUCAAGCAACUUGUAUUUCUUGGGAAAUAUGAGGAAUCUAGAGCACUUGGACCUUAGCUACAGCAGAAUAAUUAGCGAUGCAAUUGAAUAUAUUGCAAAUAUUGGAAUGAACCUUAAGUUUUUGAGCCUGAGUAAUUCUGAAGUAACUUCUCAAGCACUGUGUGUUCUGGCAGGAACAGUUCCAAGUCUGACAACACUGUCUUUAGCUCAUACAAAAAUUGAUGAUUCUGCUUUAUUAUACAUAAGCAUGAUGCCUUCACUGAGAAUUUUAAACCUGAGUCGCACAUGUAUCAAAGGUUUCAUGAUGGAAAACUCUGUGAAAGUACUGUCUCUCUCUGCGCUUGAAGAACUCAAAUACCUGGAAAGCCUAAAUUUGAAUAAUACACAGCUGAUGGAUGAUGUUAUACCUCCCUUAGCAUCCCUUAGAGCACUGAAAUAUUUGUUCCUAAAAAGUGAUUUCUUGUCUGAUCCUGCCUUGCAUGCACUGUCUUCUGCCUCAAAUUUGAUACAUCUUGGGUUCUGUGGGAAUAUAUUGUCCACCACUGGGCUUAGAAAGUUUGUUCCCCCUGCCACGCUGCGUAUGUUGGAUUUAAGCGGCUGUUGGAUCUUAACAGGAGAUGCAAUUUCAGCAUUCUGUACGUGUCACCCUGUGAUUGAAGUGAGACAUGAGCUUAUACAGGAACUUCAGGCAAAUUAUGGUGGUACUUCGCAUCUUCACAAGUCCUCUAGACAACCUCAACAGGUAAAAGCAAAAGUGGCAAAAAGUUCGGCUGGCCCAAGUAGACUUGCUGAAAUCUGCUUUGUAGAUGAAAGAAUAAAGUACAGCAAGGAAGAAAUGAUGGAGCUUCAACACCAAGCUAAAUCAAAUUCUUCAAUGCAUGUUGCGCAACUUCCACCAGAACUGCGAAGAUCAGUCUGACGACCUGUUAGAAAAUAUGAAUGGAAGAAUGUUUUCGGUCAGGUCUUCCAUCCAUUCCUGAGGCAUUUCCAUCUGGUUGAUGGCUGAAAACAUGGAUCUAAACUAUUGAUGCUUUGGGAUCUGUGGUGCUGUUUGAUGUUUGAUCAUCUUCCACCUUUGUAUGAAGUUGGUUCUGGCCCGUUGGCCAAAUCAAAUGAAUUUGCUCUGGUGAAGCGAGGUCCUAGAACAUAUUUCUGGAUAUGUUCAUCCUGUUCCUUUUUGGGUUUGAAGACGGUAGCUGAUCGAACCAGCAGUUUUUCCAGCAAUUUUCUUGGUUACUUUCAUCUUGUAUUGUUUUACAUGUCCGCUUGUCUGUAUUUCCUAGGAUGUUAUAUGCAAUAUAAAUCAUAUCAAAACUCUUUAUCUACUAAAUUAUCUCUGGACGUUUUCUACGGUA
Oryza sativa Japonica Group (Japanese rice) is the source of this 2337-nucleotide messenger RNA. The record is from RefSeq and is a predicted model, not a curated record. NCBI's taxonomy places the organism in Eukaryota, Viridiplantae, Streptophyta, Magnoliopsida, Poales, Poaceae.